This is a messenger RNA of Neopsephotus bourkii (Bourke's parrot), 1043 nucleotides long. RefSeq lists its product as uncharacterized. NCBI's taxonomy places the organism in Eukaryota, Metazoa, Chordata, Aves, Psittaciformes, Psittacidae. The transcript is spliced from 7 exons. The record is from RefSeq and is a predicted model, not a curated record. The coding region runs from base 42 to 908 and encodes 288 amino acids.
GCUAAGCCAGGUUCCUUGCCUUGUGUGGGUUUUUGGGCUUCAUGGAGCAGCAAGGAAGGCCAUGCACCAGCACAGAGCAGGUACAGAUUCUUCAGGGGGGGGCAGUUGCCUGCAGUGAGCCCCACUCCUUUUCCAGCAGGUUCCUGCACCAGAUCCUUCAGCUGAGCUCAGUCAAGUACCUGCUGAAGGUCCUUCGGAAAGCAUCAGCGUGGAUUGGAUUUGUGGUCCCUGUGGACACCAUUAUCAGCAAGGUCUACCCCUUGCAAUCUCCCAGGCCCAGAAGACUUGCCAGGAAGCGCCGGGGGAGACUGAUGUGCUUUGUCCUCUCCAUCAUCCCCAUCAGGAUCCAGAACAUCCUGCGCUACCAGCCAGGGAACUGGGGCCAGAGCAAUGUGCCCAAAGAGAUCCAAGAAGCCCUUAUCAACUCCUCUAACAAAGCAAGCAAGAGGAAGUGGGAUGACCUAGAUCGGGAGGAGGAGGAGUCCUUGCUGGUGGAACUGGAAAGGGACCUGCUAGAAGAUGACUCUGACGAUCUCACAUACAAGCCCUCGGAUGUAGAAACAGAUAGUGAGGAGUAUGAGACCCAGAAUGACACUGAGGCAGACCUGGAGUUUGAAGAGCAGGAUGGGAUUCUUAUGCUGAAGGAGUCCUUGGAUCUCCAGGUGGAGAACAUAAAACCUGCCAAUGUUAAUGAUACCCCAGAGUUGCCAGCUGCAAGCACAGAACCAGGACCAGAGGAUCCAGCUGUGUACAGCAGUGAAGAUGCUCCAACUGUUGAUAGUGGCAAUGGUGAUACCCGGAAGCCACAAACAGAUGUGAGCAGUGGGGAUGGCAGUGGGCAGGAAGCUGAUGCAGACGAUGAUGACAGCAGCAGUUUGUCACACUCUGGGGAUAAGCAGGAAAACUGAUCCAUGGACCUGGACUUCUGCUGUGGCUGCAAGUGCCUGGUUCCCUGGGGCAGCUGUGUCCUGAAGUAAGAUUGUGGAAUGUUAUGUUGAUGGGUUUUGAACUUUAUAAUAAAAUGACCUUAUUUUUCAUGCUAA